Megalops cyprinoides (Indo-Pacific tarpon) is the source of this 3203-nucleotide messenger RNA. It is a transcript of the gene hspa4b, whose product is annotated as heat shock protein 4b. Gene Ontology annotation, biological process: protein folding. Gene Ontology annotation, cellular component: nucleus; cytosol. The coding region runs from base 256 to 2778 and encodes 840 amino acids. Lineage: Eukaryota; Metazoa; Chordata; Actinopteri; Elopiformes; Megalopidae. Gene Ontology annotation, molecular function: ATP-dependent protein folding chaperone; ATP binding. The transcript has 19 exons. The record is from RefSeq and is a predicted model, not a curated record.
CGGAGUCUGCCCGAGCAAUUAAGAGCUGCCGGCUUCUAUUAGUACAGUUAACUUGGCUAACUUAGCUAGUUUAUUAUGACUAGAUAGAGCAGUACAUAAGGAGCAAAUAUAGGAAAGCUUUGAAGAUAAGCUUUGAACAGGAUAGGAAGAUAGCCACCUCACGGAUUAUUAUUAAUUUUUAUACCCGUGUGCGUGUGUUUGGGACCUCAAUUUCGUAUUUUUUUAUUGUCAGUUUAUUGUAAGACAUUGUAAAAUAUGUCAGUGGUAGGUUUUGAUGUCGGCUUUCAGAACUGUUACGUUGCUGUAGCCCGAGCCGGAGGGAUAGAAACGGUAUCUAAUGAGUACAGCGACCGAAGCACGCCAGCCUGUGUGUCUUUUGGACCACGGAAUCGUUCAGUUGGGGCUGCAGCAAAAAGUCAGCUUGUCACACAUUAUAAGAACACGGUUCAAGGGUUCAAGCGGUUCCAUGGAAGGGUGUAUUCCGAUCCAUUUGUCCAGUCUUUGAAGUCCAGCCUCGUCUAUGACCUCGCCCAAAUGCCCACAGGGACAACUGGCAUCAAGGUGUCAUACAUGGAGGAGGACAAGGUUUUCAGUAUCGAGCAAGUUACUGCCAUGUUACUCACUAAGCUAAAGGAAACUGCUGAGACUGCGCUGAAGAAGCCUGUGGUGGACUGUGUCAUCUCUGUCCCUUGCUAUUACACUGAUGCAGAGAGGAGAUCGCUUGUUGAUGCAGCUCAGAUUGCAGGCCUCAACUGUCUUCGACUCAUGAAUGAAACAACUGCUGUGGCACUGGCAUAUGGAAUUUAUAAACAGGACCUUCCUAACUUGGAGGAAAAGCCCCGAGUCGUGGUGUUUGUAGAUCUUGGUCACUCUGGUUACCAGGUCUCCGCAUGCGCCUUCAACAAGGGAAAGCUCAAGGUUCUUGCCACUGCAUUUGACCCACAGUUAGGUGGGAAAGACUUUGAUGAGAUGUUGGUGAAACAUUUCUGUGAAGACUUUGCUCAGAGGUACAAGCUGGAUGUGAGGUCCAAGCCCAGGGCCUUGGUCCGUCUGUACCAGGAGUGUGAGAAACUCAAGAAGCUGAUGAGUGCCAACUCCUCGGACCUGCCACUCAACAUCGAAUGCUUCAUGAAUGACAUUGACGUGUCUGGGAAGCUCAACCGAGGACAGUUUGAGGAGCUGUGUGCAGGGAUUCUGGCCAGAGUGGAGGCUCCACUGAUCAGUCUCAUGGAGCAAGCCAGGUUGAAGAAGGAAGACAUUUGCGCUGUUGAAAUUGUGGGUGGUGCUUCCAGGAUCCCAGCUGUCAAAGAGAGAAUCAGCAAAUUUUUUGGGAAAGAGCUUAGCACAACCUUGAAUGCAGAUGAGGCUGUUGCCAGAGGAUGUGCCCUCCAGUGUGCGAUCCUGUCUCCUGCAUUCAAAGUGCGUGAGUUUUCCAUCACGGAUGUUGUCCCUUACCCCAUCUCUUUGAAAUGGAGCUCUGCGGCAGAAGAGGGGAUGGGUGAUUGUGAGGUAUUCCCAAAGAACCAUGCAGCACCUUUUUCCAAAGUGUUAACCUUCUACCGCAAGGAGCCUUUCCAAGUGGAGGCCUACUACAACACUGCAAAGGAGCUUCCUUAUCCAGAUCCCGCAAUAGGUCAGUUUCUGAUCCAGAAGGUGGUACCACAGGCCUCUGGCGAGAGCUCCAAAGUGAAAGUUAAGGUGCGGGUGAACCUCCACGGGAUUUUCUGUGUGUCCAACGCCUCUCUGGUGGAGGUAGUUAACUCUGAGGAUGGGAUGGAACCUAUGGAGACAGACCAGACCAUCAGAGAUGAAGAGAGCAAAAUGCAGAUUGACCAAGAUGAGAAGAAAUCCCAAGAUGGGCACAAGGAGAAUGCUGAUGAUAACAUGGAAGAAAUGGAGACUUCACCUGAGGCUGGCGUACAGGAGAAGACUGAUCAAUCACCACAGGCAAAACCGAAAGUGAAAACAAAGACUGUAAACCUUCCAAUUGAAAAUCGCCUGAAAUGCCAGCUGGCCAGUGACAUGCUCAAUCAUUUUGUGGAGAAUGAGGGUAAGAUGAUCAUGCAAGACAAACUGGAGAAGGAACGUAAUGAUGCGAAGAACUGUGUUGAGGAGUACGUGUACGACAUGAGAGACAAGCUGCACGGAGCAUUGGAGAAGUUUGUCACUGAGGCUGACAGAGACACUUUCUCGUUAAAACUUGAAGAUACUGAAAUCUGGUUGUAUGAAGAUGGAGAGGACCAACCAAAGCAAGCAUACAUUGAUAAGCUGGCUGAAUUGAAGAAAAUUGGCCAGCCCAUCCAGGAGAGAUAUAAUGAAUCUGAAGAGAGACCAAAAGCAUUUGAGGAACUGGGGAAACAAAUACAACAAUACAUGAAAAUAAUUGAAUCCUACAAAACCAAGGAAGAGCAAUAUGAGCAUUUGGAUGAGGCAGAGGUUAAAAAAGUAGAUCAGAUGGUGAAUGAGGCCAUGAUAUGGAUGAACAGCAAAAUGAACCAGCAGCGCAAACAGAGUCUUACCAUGGAGCCUGCAGUCAAAGUCCAAGAAAUUCAGUCAAAAACAAGGGAGCUGUUCUCCGCCUGCAACCCUAUCGUCACCAGGCCUAAGCCCAGAGUGGAGCUGCCACAGGACGAGCCGUCGACAGAGCCGAAUGGGCCUGUGAACGGACACAGCACAGAUGCCCCUUCAGCAAACAAUAACAGGGGCACAGGAGGUGCUACAGACCACCCUGCUACAGCCUCCACAGACAGCAAGCUGCCUACUGUGGACAUUGACUAACCUGUCAUGCUUUACUUCUUCCAGGCCUCUGAGUUGUUAGCAGUGGCCCCUGUUAACAUUGCUAUUGUUAUCAUUUAGAUGGCCUUACUUUCCCUGGUUAAUAGUGUCAGUCUGCCGUCAUAGCAUGUUCUUUCUUUUCUGUUGCGUAAAUUGGAUGCAUAUAUCACAUGGCCUGUUGUUCGACAUCACAAUAUGCCCAAUAGGCUCGAAAUUUUGGUUGAAGUGUUACAGUUUUUAGUCAGAGGCACGUUAAUGGUUACUUGGCUCUCAUUGCCACUGUUUGACAUGUCAGUCUGAGCACCUGAGGUACUUAUGUAAAACAUUCUCUGAAUAUACAUUCAAUAUUGAGGAUUGGAAGCAUGGUGCUUUAUUUGAAAUUGAAAUGAAAGUUCUGGUUGGCAUGUCAAAAAUUCUUCUGUUCUGCU